This is a messenger RNA of Nomascus leucogenys (northern white-cheeked gibbon), 755 nucleotides long. Its product is annotated as high mobility group protein B3-like. Gene Ontology annotation, biological process: regulation of transcription by RNA polymerase II. Gene Ontology annotation, molecular function: DNA binding, bending. The transcript is spliced from 2 exons. The record is from RefSeq and is a predicted model, not a curated record. NCBI's taxonomy places the organism in Eukaryota, Metazoa, Chordata, Mammalia, Primates, Hylobatidae. The coding region runs from base 199 to 696 and encodes 165 amino acids.
GCGGCCGCCGUGGCGAGAAAGGCCGCGAGAUGUAAUCGGCCCAAAACUGCUGCAGCUGCUCCCACAGGCGGCUGGCAUGGCUCGUAGCGGAGCACUCGAAGGUUGCCAGGGCGCGGACCUUGUAGGGCACGCAGGUGCUCGGAGGGGAGCCUCGGGAGCGCUGGCGACUCGUGCUGCGCUCUUGUCUCGGGAGCCCGGAUGUCCAGAAUGAUGAAGGCGAGCCUGGGGGAGCUGCUGGGAGACAAGAGUCCGGAAUUUUCCAAGAAGUGCUCUGAAAGGUGGAAGACAACGUCUGGGAAAGAGAAGUCUAAAUUUGAUGAAACGGCAAAGACGGAUAAAGUGCACUGUGAUCGAGAAAUGAAGGGAACAGCUAAGGGAGGCAAGAAGAAGAAGGAUCCUAGUGCCCCCAAAAGGCCACCAUCUGGAUUCUUCCUGUUCUCUUCGGAAUUCUGCCCCAAGAUCAAAUCCACAAACCCUGGCAUCUCUAUUGGAGAUAUGGCAAAAGAGCUGGGUGAGAUGUGGAAUAACUUAAAUGACAGUGAAAAGCAGCCUUACAUCACUAAGGCGGCAAAGCUGAAGAAGAAGUAUGAGAAGGAUGUUGCUGAUUGUAAGUCGAAAGGAAAGUUUGAUGGCGUAAAGCGUCUUGCUAAAGUUGCCUGGAAAAAGGUGAAGAGGAAGAUGAAGACGAGGAGAUGAGGAGGAGGAUGAAUAAACAAAGUGUUUAUCUGUCAAAAAAAAAGUAAUGGAUAAAAAUG